This is a messenger RNA of Spinacia oleracea (spinach), 1919 nucleotides long. RefSeq names its product U-box domain-containing protein 9. The record is from RefSeq and is a predicted model, not a curated record. The transcript is spliced from 2 exons. Gene Ontology annotation, biological process: protein ubiquitination. Gene Ontology annotation, molecular function: ubiquitin-protein transferase activity. NCBI's taxonomy places the organism in Eukaryota, Viridiplantae, Streptophyta, Magnoliopsida, Caryophyllales, Amaranthaceae. The coding region runs from base 244 to 1719 and encodes 491 amino acids.
CCAUUUAAGCUUAAAUAACCACCUUUUUGGACCCUCGUUUCCAAUUUUCUCUUCCUUUCACAGUUUCACCGUAACCAAUUUUCACACCUUUUCAAUUUCAACCCAAUUUACCGGAAAACAAUUACAACAAAUUCAGAAAAUCAAAAAUCCAUUUCAAAAAAAUUAAGAGGAGAGAGAAAACUACAGAGAGAAAGAAGAGUGUGGUUUAAGUUUGAUGAAUCUAAAAUCCCCGGAAUUUGUGUUAUGAAAACAAGAUUUUGCAGAGAAAAAAUGGCGAAGAGUGAAAUAGUGGGUGUUUCGGACGGCGAAGUUUUGGAGAAGGGUGUUGUUAAUAAUAGUAACAAAGCGAAGGAGCUUAAGAAGGAUUUGCUGAGACUGGCUAUGGAGAUUAGUCAAGAGGAAGAAGUAGAAGCUGAAAAUGAUGAUGAGAAAGAAAAUGACGUAAUUCUGGGUACGAUUGAUAAAGCAAUUCGGGCAUUAACUGCAUUGAAAGGAUUGAAGUCCAAGAUGAAUAAGAAGCAGCAGCGCGCACUUUCUUCUCAGUUUGAUCAGUUGAAUGUUCCUGAUGAAUAUCGUUGCCCCAUUUCUAAAGAAAUCAUGAAGGACCCUGUUAUUCUAUCUACUGGACAGACUUAUGAUCGACCCUUCAUUCAGAAAUGGUUAAAAGAAGGCAAUCGAACAUGUCCACAGACCCAGCAAGUGCUUUCUCAUAUCGAGCUCACCCCUAACCAUUUGAUUAGAGAUCUGAUAGUACAAUGGUGCAAGGAAAACGGAACUGAACUCCCUCCUCCUCUUCAGGAUACCAAUGAUGGAUUUGUAAAUGAUGUUGAUCGAACCCAUUUGAAUACACUUCUUGAGAAGAUGUCUUCUACUAUUUCUGACCAAAAAGAUGCUGCAAAACAAAUCCGUUUGUUAACUAAACGAAUGCCAUCUUUUCGUUCCUUCUUUGGGGAGUCCACUUAUGCCUUACCAAAGUUGCUAGGCCCUCUUAAAGACCCAGAAAGCCUUCAGGAUAAUCCUGAUCUUCAAGAAGAUCUUGUAACAACUAUACUGAAUCUCUCCAUACACGAUAACAACAAGAAACUAAUUGCAGAGUACCCUCUUGUCAUCCCUUUACUGGUUGAAUCCCUGCAAUGUGGGACCAUUGAAACAAGAACCAACGCUGCAGCUGCGCUUUUCACAUUGUCAGCACUCGAUGAAAACAAGAUCCUUAUUGGAGAAUUAGAUGCUUUGAAGCCUUUGAUCGACCUUCUAGAACAAGGGCAUGAAUUAGCUAUGAAAGAUGUGACUUCUGCAAUCUUUAACCUGUGUAUAAGUCGAGGGAACAGGGGUAAAGCUGUCCGUGGUGGGGCAGUUAAAGUGGUACUAGAGAAGAUCAAGGAGCGGGUGUACGUCUCUGAAUUGCUGGCUAUACUCGCUCUUCUGGCAACCCAUCAUACAGCAAUUGAUCAACUUGAGGAACUUGAGUCAGUGGAGUGUUUGCUAAGUAUAAUAGAGGAGAGUACUUAUGAACCAGACAGAGAAAACUGCAUUGUGAUUUUGCAUGAUAUUUGUGGAUACAGUCGUUCUGUGCUGAAGGAUGUUCGGGAGAUGGAGAAAGACAAGGGAAUCAUUGCAAAGUUGGCAGAGAAUGGAACUUUAAGAGCUAAAAGGAAGGCCAAUGGUUUGCUUGAUAAGUUGAGGUUGAAGAAAUCCAUGAAUUACACCCAUACUGCUUGAAGAGUUUUCCAUAUCAGAGUUUUUUGUACAUAUUGCUUCCUUGGUUCGGUCGUUAUAUACCUGUAAAGUAAGCUCUGUUCUUUACUCUGCCCUUGACUCCUUUAGCAAUGUACAGUACUUGUUCUACUACUACAAGUUUUGGUUUCCAAUUGAUUCGACUUUCGAAUAAGAAUGGUUUAUCUGUGAUCAGAAGUGAGAAA